UGUUGUCUGGCGGUUGGCCAUGCAUUUCAUUCAAACGCGAUCGCCGGCCAAGCAACUCCGCUUGGAAUCCGCUUUGGGCCUAUUGGGGGACUGUCGUUACAAAACCGAACAUUGUUGGAUUCGAAGAAUUAACCAUGGCAAAGUUGAAUGCUCUGCUGCUGGCCCUCUUUCUGUGCGUCGUGGCCUUCCUAGUGCACACAUCGUUGGCCACAGUUCAGCCAAAGGCCCCAAACUUCCAAUACUUUGAAAGGCCCAAAUACCGUUAUCCCUACUACGAUGAACAUGGAAGAGGCAAGCUUUUAUAUGGCUAUGGCGGACCGGAACUUUAUCAGUACAAGACCUACACGCCGCUGGAGGGCAUACACUGAGCCAUUAUUUACCACUAUUUAAACUAUAGCUGAUAAAGUUGAUAAUUUAGGUACUUUUGCUUUAUUUAAUU
Drosophila miranda is the source of this 439-nucleotide messenger RNA. RefSeq lists its product as uncharacterized. The record is from RefSeq and is a predicted model, not a curated record. The transcript has 3 exons. Lineage: Eukaryota; Metazoa; Arthropoda; Insecta; Diptera; Drosophilidae. Bases 135 to 368 code for a protein of 77 amino acids.